Xiphophorus couchianus (Monterrey platyfish) is the source of this 7006-nucleotide messenger RNA. RefSeq names its product adhesion G protein-coupled receptor B1a (gene adgrb1a). NCBI's taxonomy places the organism in Eukaryota, Metazoa, Chordata, Actinopteri, Cyprinodontiformes, Poeciliidae. Gene Ontology annotation, biological process: cell surface receptor signaling pathway; engulfment of apoptotic cell; adenylate cyclase-activating G protein-coupled receptor signaling pathway. Gene Ontology annotation, cellular component: plasma membrane; postsynaptic density; dendrite. Bases 804 to 5642 code for a protein of 1612 amino acids. Gene Ontology annotation, molecular function: G protein-coupled receptor activity. The transcript is spliced from 33 exons. The record is from RefSeq and is a predicted model, not a curated record.
AUUUGGCUGUCGCCGCGCGGACACACGGACGGACAAGGACGCUCCAGAGCCGCGAGCUGGAGACGGCAGUUCCAGAGACGUGCGCGAGCUUCCCUUAGAUCUGCGGCUCUGUCGCAGCUCUCACAUUCACCUGGGGGAGAGUGAGGCGUGCGUGCGGAGAGGAUUUCCAAUUUCAAAGAUCGCCUAACUUUUUCCAGACAAAUAGGCUUUAAGGAUUAAAAACAAACAGCGAACAAAUAAAACAAGACAUAGAAGAAGACGAACUAAUGUGCAAUAAGGAUAUUUCUGUCCGAAGUGAAGAGUUUGAUUUUGAAGCAGUGGGGGAAUCAAACAGGGAGAAUACAAGCUGAAUGCGUUUUACGCACUGGGAGCGCAUCAAACAGAGAACCUGAACUCCUGACAGUUUCUCUGUCCUCUUUGUCCCCGAAGCGUCGUACUUAUUUAGCUUAGGGUGAGGCGAGAUUUAUCAGAAUUAAAACGCGUUUGGUGGACUUAUGGCAGGACUUACCCCUUCUGGAAUUGUUGAACACUCCGAACACACCGACCGCUGACCACUGCCAUGCUUCGGCGGAGUGGUAAUUUACUCAAGGUUCCUGCAAACCUCAGGGUUGAGUAACUCAGCCAUGGGCAUAUCGCUGGAUCUUUGAGAAGAACCAGAUUUCUUCACGCUCGUCACUCUCUUUCCAUCUCCUUCUCCAUUUUCUAUGCAUUUGCUAUCUGGGAAACAGGGGAAGUGACUCACCAGGAACCAGACCCCAUCGACCCUGCCUGUGGAACUGCCCCCUUUCCUUCAACUGGAAACCAUGAAAAACCUUUUUCUCGUUGCUGGCCAUUCAGGAUGGCCUUUUCCAGCACUGCUAUCGUUUUGUGCCACUUUUCUACUGAUGGGCGGUUGCUGCCAUGCCGCCCCCUCAGGCCCUGAGUCCGACUCCUGCUCCACCUUAGUUCAAAACCGCUUCUUUGGGUUCUUUUUAUCAUCACCAGUGUUCCCCACUGUGCCUUGUUCCUGGACUCUACAAAACCCAGAUCCACGACGGUACACAACAUUCAUCAAGGUGACCAAACCCACAGGGGGCUGCCAGCCGUUUCAGCUGCGGACCUUCCAGUAUGACUCCUUCCUGGAGACCACGCGUACGUACCUGGGCAUGGAGAGUUUUGAUGAGAUUGUGAGGCUGUGUGACUCCUCUGUUCCUGUGGCCUUCCUGGAGGCUGGAAAACAGUUCCUGCAAAUGAGGAAAGGACCUCCUCGGGCAGGCAUGGCCACCCAAAAUGGUGAUGAGGAUUUUAAAACCGAGUACCUGGUGGUGGGGAAGCGCAAUCCAAGCAUGGCAGCCUGUCAGAUGCUCUGCCAGUGGCUGGAAGACUGCUUGGCCUCCAGCACAUCCAACAGACCCUGCGGCAUAAUGCAGACCCCCUGCCUGUGCUGGGAUAAGCCUCCACAGCUCAGUGUGGGUAAUAGUUGUUAUCACAAUGGAGUUUACUUGGAAAACUGUUUGCCCAGCGUGAAAGGGAGCGGAAAAGAUGCGGAAAUAAAUGGUGGUUGGAGUGUGUGGGGCCACUGGGAGCAGUGCAGCAGUGAAUGUGGCGGAGGAAUCCAAAUCCGUGCUCGGACCUGCCAGUCGCCGCCAGAAGAGUCUUUCCUGUGUGAGGGCAUAGUGGAGGAAGGUCGGCCCUGCAACUCCCAGUCAUGCACAGGCAAAGGUCGCCAUCUCUCUCGCAGCCAGUCUCUCCGCUCGGUGGACAACCCCAAGCGUGAUGACACAGACAAGCCCCCCCGCAGCGGACAGCAGAGUCCUCAGGAAGUAGAAUCAACUUCAGGUGAGGAGUGGUCAUCCUGGAGUGUGUGUUCUGCCACCUGCGGGGAAGGCUGGCAGAGUCGCACUCGUUUCUGUGUGUCCUCCUCCUACAGCACACAUUGUAGCGGGCCACUGCGAGAGCAGAGACCUUGCAACACCUCAGCAAUUUGUCCAGUUCACGGCACAUGGGAUGAGUGGUCACCGUGGAGUUUGUGUUCAUCCACCUGUGGCCGAGGUUACAGGGCCCGAACACGAACUUGUUCCCCGCCGCAGUUUGAGGGAAAACCCUGUGACGGACCAGGGAAACAGACCAAAUUCUGCAACAUAGCCGUCUGUCCAGUGGAUGGGGUCUGGAAUGAGUGGUCCAGCUGGAGCUCCUGCUCUGCUACAUGUUCCAAUGGGACGAUGCAGAGAACCAGGGAAUGCAAUGGCCCCUCUUAUGGAGGCUCGGAGUGCAGGGGAGAGUGGCUGGAGACGGUUGACUGUUUCCUACGGGAUUGUCCAGUGGAUGGGAAGUGGCAGCCUUGGUCCUUGUGGUCAGGCUGCUCUAAAACCUGUGGAGGGGGGACGCAGCAGAGGAACAGGGUUUGUUAUGGGCCCUUUUUCGAAGGACAGGAUUGUCCUGGAGAGAGACAACAAAUCCGUCACUGCAAUGAAAAGAGAUGCCCAGCACCUCAUGAGAUAUGUGAUGAGGACAAUUUCUCUAAGGUUGUGUGGAAGAUGACUCCUGCCGGGGAUACAGCAGCAGUACAAUGUGAUUCCAAUGCCGUAGGAGUUAUCCUGCGUCGCUGCUCUUUGGAUGAGGAGGGCAUUGCCUACUGGGAAAAUCCCACCUAUAUGAAAUGCAUUUCCAAUGACUAUCGCAAUAUACAAACCUUAACUCGGGAACACUUGUCCAAAGCACAGCGUGGCCUUGUGGGAGAUGGAGUUUCAGAAGUGAUGAACAAGCUGAGGAUGACAUCUGAUGAUGGAACAAGCUACAGUGGUGAUCUGUUGGCUAUCCUGGACGUACUGAAGAACAUGACAGAGAUCUUCAGGAGGGCAUACUAUAGUCCCACCAGUGCAGACAUGAGGAACUUUGUGCAGACUGUGAGCAAUCUGCUGAUGGAAGAGAACCGGGACAGAUGGGAAGAAGCACAACUGCUGGGCUCCAACAUCAAGGAGCUGUUCCGUCUCAUGGAGGACUUUGUGGACGUCAUUGGCUUAAGGAUGAAAGAGUUCCGUGACAUGUAUGAAGUCACCGAUAACCUGGUUUUGAGCAUCCAUAAGCGUCCUGUGAUGGAUCAGGCUGACUUCAACUUCCCUAUGAAAGGCUGGAGAGGAAUGGUGGACUGGGCUCGGAACUCUGAGGACCGAGUCAGCAUACCAAAGAACAUCCUGUCCACUGGAAAGUCGGAAGCAGACGACGACUCGACCUUUGUAACCGGCGUUGUUCUCUACAGGAACCUGGGCAGCAUUUUGACUCUGCAAAGAAACAACACGAUCCUCAACUCUAAGCUUUUGUCAGUGACCAUCAAGCCCCUCCCAGCUUCCCUCUCCACACCUGUUGUGGUCGAGUUCUCCCACCUAUACAACGGCACUACCAACCAAACCUGUAUAUCCUGGGAUGAGAGUGACAGCUCCUCUCUGCUGGGAUCUUGGUCUGCCAGGGGCUGCAGAGCCGUGCUCGUCGACUCAUUCAGAACCAAAUGCGUGUGUGACAGACUGUCCACCUUCGCCAUUUUAGCACGGCUGAACCCCGACAUGAACAUGGAUAAGAUGCAGCUCCCAUCUGUAACCUUGAUUGUUGGCUGUGGAGUAUCCUCGCUCACACUGCUGCUUCUCAUCAUCAUCUACGUGUCUGUGUGGAAGUACAUUCGAUCAGAGCGCUCUGUCAUCCUCAUUAACUUCUGCCUCUCCAUCAUCUCCUCCAAUGCCCUUAUUCUCAUCGGACAGACCCAAACAAGGAACAAGGUUUUAUGCACCCUGAUUGCAGCAUUCCUUCAUUUCUUCUUCCUGUCGUCAUUCUGCUGGGUUCUGACUGAGGCCUGGCAGUCAUACAUGGCCGUGACCGGUCGCCUCAGGAACCGCAUCAUACGGAAGCGCUUCUUGUGUCUCGGCUGGGGUCUCCCAGCGCUUGUUGUAGCCAUCUCAGUGGGAUUCACCAAGGCAAAAGGAUACGGAACACCAAACUACUGCUGGCUGUCUUUGGAAGGAGGCCUUCUCUAUGCAUUUGUUGGACCUGCUGCAGCUGUAGUCUUGGUUAACAUGGUUAUUGGGAUUCUCGUUUUUAACAAACUGGUCUCCAAAGAUGGCAUUACUGAUAUGAAACUAAAGGAGAGGGCGGGGGCUCUCCAAUCAGGAACACAUCAGUCUCAGAAGCCCCCUCCCAUCUCAUCAGUGAUUGGUCAGAUGACAGUGCCACUGUACAAUAUGACGCUCAAAUGUGCCAAGUGCGGAGUUAUCUCUUCGGCUGACGUUUCCACCACAGCUACCAGUAACGCCAUGGCGUCACUGUGGAGCUCCUGUGUGGUUUUGCCUCUCUUGGCCCUCACAUGGAUGUCUGCUGUCCUGGCCAUCACUGACCGGCGUUCUGCCCUCUUCCAGAUUCUUUUCGCUGUGUUUGAUUCUCUGGAAGGUUUUGUUAUCGUAAUGGUUCACUGCAUCCUGCGCAGAGAGGUUCAGGAAGCGGUCAAGUGUCGAGUGGUGGAUCGGCAGGAAGACACUAAUGGAGAUUCAGGUGGAUCUUUUCAAAAUGGCCAUGCUCAGCUCAUGACUGACUUUGAAAAAGACGUGGAUAUGGCUUGCAGAUCCGGCACAGCGAAGCGCUCGUCUCUCCAGGGGGAAGACAAGGCUUCUGCCGGGACCCUCACCCUUCAGAAAGGAUCCAACUUUAACACAAUGCCAGCCAGCAUGACCAAGGUUCACCUCCAGAAUGUGGCCGACUACUCCAGCCACACCCUCACUCUGCGCCGGGAGAAAGGUGCUGCAAAGGGGAUCAGCACCGAGCUCCCCGGCGCCAAAUCCAUCUACAUCUGUGAUGGUGAGCUCUUCAAGCAGCUGGACGGAGAACUGCCCCGAGGGAAUGGGGAGGGCAGCAGCUCAGACAGCACCAGCAAAGGCCCAGGGUACGUCAUCCUACCGGCUAACAACACAGGUACCCUGAAGACCGCCAAGGGGAAAGAUGAUCCGACCAGCAAGUAUAACAUCACCAUGGAACAGCUCCCUCAGAGCAGGCUCAUCCAUCUGGCCAACUCUACUGCUGGAGAGCCAGUCCCUGGCUUUGGGCUCAAGAGCCUUCCUACUGACCAGGUCAGUGUGUCGUGUACUGACAGAGACUCACCAGCUCACAACCUGCACAACAUGCCUAGAGACUCGCAGACAACAAGCAGCUUGGCAGAUGCAGGCGACUCUGGCAACUCCGGGGUGAUGUCCAAGAGUGAAACCAUCUCCACACUGUCCAUGAGCUCAUUGGAGAGACGAAAAUCACGCUAUGCAGAGCUUGACUUUGAGAAAAUAAUGCACACCCGGAAACGGCACCAGGACAUGUUUCAGGACCUGAACAGGAAGAUUCAAAGUGCAGACAAGGAUAGAGAGUCUCCACCUGUUGAUGCCAAAGCUGCCAAAAGAUGGAGUGUGUCCUCUACCGGCAGCGACAAGACCAACAUGAGUGACAAGCAGCAGACCCCCAGUAAGAGGGGAUGGGAGGGCAUCCGCAAACCCCACUCGCCCCCUUCCUGGGUGAGGAAGGAGCUGGAAGCGGUGGCGGCAUCGCCCCUGGAGCUGCAGACAGUGGAGUGGGAGAAGAGCAGCGCCACCAUCCCCCUGGUGGGUCAGGAGAUCAUGGACCUGCAGACGGAAGUGUGACCUCUGACCAAGGCCUCACACCCUGCUGCUCCCUGCCAUCUUCAGUGUUGUCACCACACACUCACACACACGCACCCUCAUGCACACUGCCAUGGUCAACACAAAAUGAAGUAGACUCCUCUGCAGGGACAUAAAUUGGAGAAGGGCUGAGGACUAGAUUCACAGGGUUGGAAAUUGGAGUUUGGAGCGAAGAGGAACAUGGCAUCUCUUUUUGUUUCAUUUGAUACUUUAUUGUGGCGGAAAAGUGGACUGUCUGGACAACAGUGAGCUGACUCAUAACAAGAGACGGCGUGCUUCUACGUGUGCAUCAUCCAGAUGUUCUAAACAGCAUAGUUAUGCUCCCCCUGUAUUCAACUGUUACCAUGUAAUAAUCCUGAUGUGUCUCUUGGCUAAUAUUGAGGCUGUCCUGAUGGAGGCUGAUGUAAAGCUCAGCUUCAGUUGCCUCUCAGUGACACUAAGCUGGGUUUAAGGACCUGGACCGGACCCAACCCGCUCCUCAGUACCGAUCUGGGCACAGUGAUUGGAGCAUGCCGAGGUCAACAAGACUGUGACCUGACGGAGGACAAAAAGCAGGGAGAGUUCAGAGACUGUGGUGGGCAUGUGUGGGCUGCUGGCUCUGAUUGGCCCGUAUCAUUCAGUGGGAGCCUGGCUACUUGGGGUUCAUAAAGUAAAGACACCCUGAGAAUAACAAAGCUUAACAUGUUGGCAGUCUGGAAAAGUGAACCGAAAGGACCCUGUGUGUGGGGGGGAGGGGGGGGGGGUUGUGUGUGUGUGUGCCCUGAGAAGCGCAUUAUUAGUACGCGCUCUACUUAUAUUUGACUCAUUGGUCGACGAUGAUGACAUCCAAUGAGAUCAUCAGGCGGUGUGUGUGCGUGCAAGCUGCAAAGAGGGAAAGCACAAGGCUCACCUGGAGUCCUGAUGUAUAGCAUUGUAAUUAUUUCGACAGAGUUCUACAGAAUGGAUUUUAGCCUAUAAAUAUCUUUCUUACUGUGCUUGAGGAUAGUUGUUCUCAUUAUUAUGAAUAUGAACAUGAUUAUUCUGAUACUGAUAAGCUCCCCCCCAGCACCCUCUCCCCUGACUCAUCAGGGUACUGGACUACAAGUGUUCUGUAUCGCUAUGUAACUGUGUGUUUUGAUAUCACCACUGAGUCAUUCAGAUCUGUGUUUCUCUGUCGCCCCACCCCCAUAUCCCCAUGAAGCCAUCCUUACCUCCAAAACAGAUCCUCCCCCCCUACCCAUCUCCAGGUCACGCACCCCUUCCCCCCCCUUUUUAUUUUCCCAGUACUGCUUUUUUGUUGAUGUACAGUUUUCAGAGCACAAUAUGAAUGUGUCUUAUUUCUAAUAAAAGCAUAUCUAUAUAAUUAA